This is a messenger RNA of Drosophila subobscura, 2408 nucleotides long. RefSeq names its product protein pellino (gene Pli). The coding region runs from base 554 to 1828 and encodes 424 amino acids. Gene Ontology annotation, molecular function: ubiquitin protein ligase activity; protein binding. The transcript is spliced from 10 exons. The record is from RefSeq and is a predicted model, not a curated record. Gene Ontology annotation, biological process: regulation of Toll signaling pathway; protein polyubiquitination. Lineage: Eukaryota; Metazoa; Arthropoda; Insecta; Diptera; Drosophilidae.
ACAAUUCUGCCGCCGCGACAAACAAAAAUCCAAAAUCCAAAAUAGUGCCGAACUGAAAAUCCGUUGAUAUAUUAAAAAAUACCUACAUCUACCAUAUUCGAUAUAUCAAUAUAUAAUCAACGUCGCUAGUCAAACAAUUCAAUCCAGUAAACCGUAAACCGUCGUCCAUUUCUGUGGUCACAUUUGCAUAUUAGUGUUGAACACAAAACGAAAAACGUCGUAGAAUAGCGUUUGGCGAAUGUUUAUGCCAUUUGUUGAAACGAAACACUCGAAAUCAAAGGAAAUUCGCGCGAGAUGCGGAAAAGCCAAACGGCGGCGACCAUUGUUUAUGUGUGUAGCAGCGAAAUAAUCGUCCGAAAUUAAUGAGAAAUAGUGCCCCCCGCAGCAAGUGCAUAAAUAGGUUGCCGCACAAAUCAUAUUCCAUUAGAGGUUUAACACAAAGAUCGUCAAAAUUAAUUUCCGUCGCAUUAAAAUCUUUACCUCAAAACUGGAUUAUAACCGAUCCGUUGACAUUGGCGUGCAGCAGGAAAACAAUUCGGGGGUAACCAACAAAAUGGUGAAACGCACCGACGGCACAGAAUCUCCCAUACUGGCUGAAGACGGUGGCGAUGGACACGACAAACCACGUUUGCGCUAUGGAGAAUUAGUUAUACUCGGCUACAAUGGCUACUUGCCACAGGGCGAUCGCGGACGACGACGCUCCAAAUUUGUGCUCCACAAACGGACAGAGGCCAGCGGCGUGAAGCGCUCCAAGCACUAUAUCGUCCAAUCGCCACAAACAUCGAAGGCCAUUCUGGAUGCCAAUCAGCAUUCAAUCUCGUACACGCUCUCACGCAACCAGGCGGUUAUUGUUGAGUACAAGGAGGACAUGGAAACGGAUAUGUUUCAGGUGGGACGCUCCUCAGAGUCCCCAAUUGAUUUUGUUGUGAUGGAUACGCUGCCGGGCGACAAGAAGGAUGCCAAGGUGAUGCAGAGCACAAUCUCUCGGUUUGCGUGCCGCAUCCUGGUCAAUCGGUGUGAGCCUGCCAAGUCGAGAAUAUUUGCCGCCGGCUUUGAUUCAAGCAGAAAUAUAUUCCUCGGGGAAAAGGCAACCAAGUGGCAGGACAAUGUGGAAAUCGAUGGCCUAACCACAAACGGUGUUCUGAUCAUGCAUCCCAAAGGAUCCUUCUGUGGCGGCAAUGCAAAAUGCGGCCUCUGGCGUGAAUGUUCCGUGGGUGGGGAUGUCUUUAGCCUGCGCGAAUCGCGUUCUGCCCAGCAAAAGGGCCAACCGGUCUAUGAUGAAUGCAACAUCCUGCAGGAUGGCACACUUAUUGAUCUCUGCGGUGCCACGCUUCUAUGGCGCUCCGCCGAGGGCUUGCAACACUCGCCGACCAAACACGAUUUGGAGAAACUUAUCGAUGCCAUCAAUGCCGGUCGUCCACAGUGCCCGGUGGGCCUCAACACGCUGGUCAUACCACGCAAAGUAAACAUUAGUGAUCAGGUGAAUCAGCCUUAUGUGUACUUAAACUGCGGCCAUGUGCAGGGUCAUCACGACUGGGGUCAGGAUGAGAACACUGGCGCUCGACGUUGUCCCAUGUGCCUGGAGCUGGGUCCCGUUGUCACACUCUGCAUGGGCCUGGAGCCAGCCUUCUAUGUGGAUGUGGGUGCCCCAACGUAUGCAUUCAAUCCAUGCGGACACAUGGCGACUGAGAAAACUGUCAAAUACUGGGCUAAUGUUGAGAUACCGCACGGCACCAAUGGCUUUCAGGCUGUUUGUCCUUUCUGUGCGACGCCGUUGGAUGGCGCGACUGGCUACAUUAAAUUAAUAUUCCAGGAUAAUCUAGAUUAAAUAUACGUAUACAUAAAUAUAAAUAUAUAAAUGAAAAUGAUAAAUGAUAAACAAUUGUAUUUACGUCUAUAUAGAUAUUUGUAGUAAUUGAGCGAUGUCCAAGUUUGAAGCAGGCAUUAAAACUAGGCUUUAUUUAUUACCAUUAAUUAAUAUUUAAAAUGCAAAUCAGAAAACGGAAACUGAAACUGAAGCGUAUUUCUGCUAACUGAAAACAACUGAAUUGAAUAAGCAGCAACUCGAAGCAAAGGAUUUGUAUUUUGUACUUGCACUUGCUGUGACUGCUAGCAACUCUGAUUACCGAUUAUGUGUUUCUCGAUUAGUUUCGACUGCUGCUGCUCUUUAAUUGCUGGAUUAUGUUUGCCAAAUCAUCAUAGCAAAACCGUUUCCCUCCCCUUCAAAUUGCAUGUUCAACUCUGAUGUUUGUAUAAAUUAUUUUGAAUUAAUUGAGGCAGCGAUCAGCAACUAGCAAACAGGAGAAAGCACUUGCAUAAGUUGUCAUAAUGGAGCAUAGGAAGAGCAUAUGAAUGUAAAUCGCAGAUAUAUAAGCAUCAUUAAUUGUGUAUAAUUGUGUAAAAAAAAA